AUGGAGUGUAUUCCAACUCUAUAUCCUUCUGCGGAAGAGUUCAUGGAACCCAUAACUUACCUAUCACAGCCGCAAGUUUACAGAUUAGGCCAUACUUUUGGAAUGAUAAAGAUAGUACCGCCCGAAGAAUUUAAACCUCCUUUAUCAAUCAAUGAAGACACAUUCAGGUUUCGGACGAGAUUACAGACGCUUCAUGAGUUGAAUAUACUAAAUCGCGCAAGAUUAUUUUUCAUGAAGCAAGUUAAUAAUUUCAAUUUAGCAGGGAGGAAAAAGAAGUCGGCACAGCUAGCAAAACCAUACGCAGAAAAUGAGGGCACCCGAGUCUUUUACUAUGAUCUUUUUAUCCAAGUGGUGAAAUAUUUCAGCAAGACUUCAGAUGAUGAUAACCUUUCGUCUCGUAAGAGGUCCCGUUCAAGAACGAUGAAUGCGACGACAGAUAGGUCCGCUCAAAUUUUGAUGAAGCCACUUCGUGAUAUUAUUAGCGAUAACAAAAUGUGGAAAUCUGUUUCAAAGACUUUAAACUGUCCAGCUCAUUAUGCCCGGGAGCUAUUUGAAGAACAUAUAUCAACGUAUUACAAUUUUCUUCAAAGGGAAAGUGAGCGAUUUGGAAACGAUUCGGCCUUUCUCUCUAGCUUAAUUUACAAUGAAGAAUACCCCGCAUCCUUAUUGAACGAUAAUUAUGCCCAAGAAGAAAGUGAGGAAGGAGUGGAAGAUGAUGAGGAAGAAGAAGGAUGCGUUAUUUGCGAUCGUAAUACCCACCGUUCUAAAACAAUUCUCUGCGAUUCUUGCGAUAGGCCAUUUCAUCUCUUUUGUUUGAAUCCGCCCUUGGUUGAUGUCCCGAAGGGCAAGUGGGUAUGCAACAACUGUAUUGUUGGUAAUGGCUAUUAUGGUUUUCAGGAAGAUGAUAGCCAUUAUUCCAGGCAGCAGUUCAAACAAAUGUGCCGCGAUUUUGAUUCUAAAUUCUGGGCAAAGGGAGAAAAACCAAAAGAUAUAUACGAGCUAGAGUGCAUGUUUUGGGAGAGAGUGGAUAAUAUCGACCUUCCGUGUACUGUUAAGUAUGGCGCAGAUAUCCACAACGAGGCUCCUGGUGAGGUAACUGGAUUUCCUACCAAAGACUAUGUACCGCCAACGAUAUGUGCUAGUCCUGAAAGUCUCAACGAAUAUGGUUGGUAUACACAGCAUCCAAUGAACUUAAUCAACUUACCUUACGCAAAAGGAUCACUACUUGCAUUAUUUGGAAGAAGAAUCUCUGGAAUGACUGUCCCAUGGAUUUAUAUUGGCUCUACUUUUUCCACUUUUUGCUGGCAUCUUGAGGAUCAGUAUACCCUGAGUGCCAAUUAUCAGCAUGAAGGGGAUCCAAAAGUGUGGUACAGCAUACCCGAACAUGGAUGCGAGAAGUUCAAUCACUUAAUGCAACAAAUUGCUCCCGAUUUGUUCGAAAAGCAACCAGACCUCUUGCAUCAACUUGUUACUUUGAUUGCUCCAUACGAUAAACGCUUCCAGGAAGCGAAUAUUCCGUGCUAUAAAGCUAUACAACAUCCCGGCGAGUACAUCGUUACGUUCCCGAAAUGCUAUCAUUCCGGCUUUAACACUGGCUACAAUUUUAACGAAGCUGUCAACUUUACUAUAAAUUUAUGGCUACCAUACGGUGUUGAGGCUACUCAUGAUUAUGUUAGAAGCAGAAAACAAUGUGUAUUUGACAUGUGGGAGCUAAUGUUGAAUAUUUUGGUAGAGUAUCUUAGAGAAUCAAAGAAAUUCGACGAAGCACUUGUUCGAAGAUGUUAUUCGGAAAUUUUGGAAGUUUUCAAUUCUGAAUUGAAGAUCGUUGACUAUUUAUCGCAUGUUCUGAGCACUGAACGCUUGGCCACCGGAGUUGUAAGACAGCACAUGGAUGAUAAAACUGAAGUUAACUUGAAAAUUACAGUUGACCGUGAUGUAAAUGGUUACAGCAAUAAUGAUAGUAGCACUGAUGAUAGCGAUGAUGAAGGCGAUGAUGACAUUUUCUGUUCUCAGUGUAAAACAAUUUGUCCUUUUGCAUUCAUAGUACAUUAUAAAAAUUCGAGACUCAAUAAGAGAAGACACUUGCAAGAGGUUACGCCGAGUCAAUGGAACAAAAUGUCACAAAGAGGUGAUCUCUCGAUUUAUUGUUUAAAAGACUACAUGGAAGUAAUAGAAAAGGCGGACACUACAGCUGAAUUAGAUACUAGUCUUCACUCGCUUAAAAAUUUUACGGGUGACGAGCUGUACUAUAUAAGGAAGCCAGAUGAAAUCAAGGAGAUACUGAAAAAGGCGCAAUUCAAAAUAGAUAGUUUAAAAAGGUAG
Messenger RNA from Lachancea fermentati, 2322 nucleotides. The record is from the annotation of a GenBank genome assembly. Lineage: Eukaryota; Fungi; Ascomycota; Saccharomycetes; Saccharomycetales; Saccharomycetaceae.